AGAAAAGGUCAAAAAAGGGGGGAAAAGAGAGAGAAAAAAUACUUUAUGACCAAAACGUAAAAAACACAUUGGGAGAGAAUUAAAAGGGAAAUGGUGUGUGCAUAUCCGUUUGUCGGAGUUGCAAAAUACAAUCAGUUAGAAGCAGAGCGUAUCGUAGCGGCGAGAUCUUCCAAGGCCCGCUCUUAAUCCGCUUUCAUUAUGAUUUAUAGCUAAUCAAAUACUGUUUUAAUCAAUCCGAUUGCCAUUUGUCUCCCAGUAAUUUAUUUAUCUAUUUAUUUAUACAAUCAAAUUGAGUGUAUUGUAAACGCGAUGAUGAGGAAAACGAUGAGAAGUAGCAUCGAUUGUGCAGUUGUUGAUGUUUGGAAACGGCAAGUCGGUGAACUUUCUACCAGAAAUUUCGCCCACCGACUCCGUGCCUCUGAGGAUCUCGUGCUCCGGUUUGAUGUCUUCCGGAAGCUGGAGAAACACAGGGGCUGUGUGAAUACGGUUAGCUUCAAUGCUGAUGGUGAUAUAGUCAUAUCAGGUUCUGAUGACCGAAGGAUCAUACUGUGGGAAUGGGAAACUGGGAAAAUUGCACUCUCAUUCCAUUCAGGUCAUCAUAACAAUGUCUUUCAAGCAAAAAUCAUGCCAUACACCGAUGAUCGAAGCAUUGUUACCUGUGCUGCCGAUGGACAGGUGAGAGAAGCACAGAUUCUAGAACAUGGGAAGGUGGAAACAAAGUUGCUGGCCAAACAUCAAGGACGAGCUCACAAAUUGGCAAUUGAACCUGCAAGAUAGAUUUGAGAACACACACUGCUACAGAACUUUUUACUUGCCAACCCCUGCGGGUGAGGAGAUAUAUGUCUAUACUUCAUCUAAAUGCAAUUACAAUAGAUCCAAGAAAACCCUAUUUGUUUGCUGUUGGUGGAUCGGAUGAAUUUGCUAGAAUUUUCGACAUUCGCAAAUAUAAUUGGGAUGGAUCCACUGAUUUUGGCCAGCCAGUUGACUAUUUCUGCCCCCCACAUCUAGUUGGUGAUGAGAAUGUAGGGAUAACAGGUUUGGCUUUCUCUGACCAGAGUGAGCUUCUUGUAUCAUAUAAUGAAGAGCUCAUUUAUCUUUUCACAAAGGACAUGGGUCUGGGACCUGAUCCAUCCUCUACUUCGCCAUUGUACAAUGACAGUGACGAGGGUGAAAUGGGCCAAGCUGAUACAUCUGCAGUUGACAUGGAGUCUGGAGCAAACAUUAGUCCACAAGUUUACAAGGGGCACAGAAAUUCUGAAACGGUAAAGGGCGUGAACUUUUUUGGGCCCAAGUGUGAAUAUGUUGUGAGUGGAUCAGAUUGUGGUAGAAUUUUCGUAUGGAGGAAAAAGGGUGGGGAUCUUGUUCGUGUUAUGGAAGCAGAUAAGGAUGUAGUAAACUGCAUUGAGUCCCAUCCUCAUACCGCGGUGCUUGCCAGCAGUGGAAUUGAGUAUGACAUAAAAAUAUGGACUCCAAAAGCCAUUGAAAGAGCUAUUUUACCUACAAAUAUUCAAAAGGGUUCAACACCUCGUCGAUUGCAUUUGUUCGGUUAUGGCGGUGAUGAAGAUAAUGGCAUCUACUUUUUUGAUGACGGAAGUGACGAUGAUUAUGGUGGUAGUAGUGACAAUGAGGAUGAAGAUGAUAGUGAUAUGGAUGAAGAUGAAGAUGAUUUCUCUAAUGGUAUGGAUGAUGAUGAUGAUGACGACGAUGAUGGUUUUGAGGAUUUAGAUAUCCAUGAAGACGGAAAUGGGGAUGAGUUCUUCGACACUGUAGGGGACCCUGAUUUUGACGAUUCCUUGGAUAAUGACCAAGAUUCUCCUAGCGAUUCAUGCUAUGAUGAUGAUGACUCCAAUGAAAAUGACAUUGAUGAAUGAUGAUGUUGCAACAGUAACAGGGAUUAUGUUACUUGUCGUGAAGAUGAUAAUGUCUCUCUUACAUGUGCUAAUGAUUCUGCACUUUCUGUUUCCAACAGAAACCUAAAGCAAGGUGCUGGAUGCAUUAUCACAUGGCUUCUCAGCAGGACCUAAUGUUACAAUUACUUUCCCAGCAAAGGCAAAGAAACCGGGGAAGCGUUGAAGAGAAUUGAGAGGUUGGAAGGGAGCUUUAUGCAAUCUCAUUUUGACAAUGUAAAUAGCGAUGAGGGCGAAGAUAUUACGAGUGGUGGAUACUGUUUUGACUGAGGGACUUGGUUCCUCCAACCUUUAUUCUCUUCAUGUUUAGGAAGGUGUACAUAACAUACUGAAAAUCAAAAUCUUUUUAACUUAUAGUAUUUGUUUUUCCUUUGCAA
Molecule: messenger RNA, 2284 nt
Organism: Capsicum annuum
Lineage: Eukaryota; Viridiplantae; Streptophyta; Magnoliopsida; Solanales; Solanaceae
Product: DDB1- and CUL4-associated factor 8
Cellular component (GO): cytoplasm; Cul4-RING E3 ubiquitin ligase complex
Molecular function (GO): protein binding
Source: RefSeq, a predicted model, not a curated record